AUGGCGGCGUCGGUAACAGACAGAACGCCGCAUCUGGGUGUCUCGCAGCCCAUCUCAACAUUGAGGCCGGAUCAAAAGGAUAUAGUUAUGACGGAUCAAUUGAUUGCAACUUUGAAAAAGUUCAACAGUUAUGAACCGAAAGAGGAAACGGAGAAAAGGAUGGAAGUACUUCGCAGUUUGAACCGUCUCGUCAAAGAAUGGGUGAAGAAAGUAACCGCAAUCAAGAUACCGAGUGGCGAAGGAGCGAAUGCUGGUGGUAAACUGUUCACUUUCGGUUCAUAUCGUCUGGGAGUACACAGUUCUGGUGCUGAUAUCGAUACGCUCGCAGUUGUUCCACGCCACAUUGAUCGCACAGAUUUUUUCACUUCCUUCAAAGAAAUGCUGCGCCAAGACCCAAAUGUGACGGAGUUGCAUGGUGUUGAAGAGGCUUUCGUGCCAGUAAUGAAGUUAAAAUACUCCGGCGUUGAGCUUGAUAUUUUGUUCGCGCGACUCGCUCUUAAAGAAGUUCCGGACACUCAAGAUCUUUUCGAUGAUCAGCUUCUCAGAAACUUGGAUCAGGAAAGUGUCAGAUCUCUGAACGGAUGUCGCGUCGCCGAACUGUUGCUAAAACUUGUUCCCCGCCAGAAAGAAUUUUGCAUAGCGCUUCGAGCCAUCAAACUCUGGGCAAAGAAUCACGGAAUUUAUUCAAAUUCAAUGGGUUUUUUUGGAGGUAUUAGCUGGGCUAUUCUUGUUGCCCGAGCUUGCCAGUUAUAUCCUAAUGCAAGUGCAUCUCGAAUCGUUCACCGAAUGUUCUUCAUUUUCUCCACAUGGACUUGGCCACAUCCAGUUCUUCUAAGCGCACUAGAUCAAGACAGAAAUGACAUUCCCACGCUUUGUGAUUUGAUUUGGGAUCCUCGUAAGAAAAACUCUGAUAGAUUUCACUUGAUGCCCAUAAUCACUCCGGCCUUUCCGGAACAGAAUUCCACACACAACGUUACACGAUCCACUUGUCACAUCAUCAGAAACGAAAUUUGUGAAGGGUUGGAAAUCUGCAAAGAUAUCACAGAGGGAAAGGCUACGUGGGAGGACCUAUUCAAGGAGGUCAAAUUCUUCAGCCGGUACAAGCAUUAUAUUGGUAUGUUUUUUUUUCUGAAUUGUGAUCACAAUUUAUCAGCUUAUUUAAGCUCUGAUCAUGGCUACAUCCACAGAAGAAGAGGAAUUGAACUAUGGCGGUUUCUCGAGUCUCGUAUUCGACUCCUCGUGCAAAGUCUCGAGCGUAACCAAGACAUUCUCAUUGCUCACAACGACACCAACAAACACAGACCAUCACCGAACGCUAAGUUUGAUGUGAGACCAGAAAACACCAGAAUUACCAUUUGGUUCAUCGGACUCGAAUUUGCUGAACACGCCACGAAUCUUGAUUUGACAUCUGAGAUUCAACGAUUCAGAACAAACGUGGAGUUGCAAGCUAGUGGUGUGAAGGGCAUCGGACCAAACUCCCAAGUAGAGAUUGACAUGUUCUACAUGAAGAGGACCAGAUUGUUCAGUAUUAUCGGUGCUGCUGCUCUCAAAAAAGGUCGUGAUUGGAAACCGCCGAAAAAUCCCCCACCACCGAUGGGCCAAGUGCCUUAUAGAACAACUGUUGCGAGAACUUCCAGUACUAAUUCGGUCCCAACGACGCCAACGACUCUAGUUGCUCCGAGCACACCGCUCUCUGAGGCAAUGCCUUCUUCCGAGCCUGAUUCAACAACGAAUAACGGAACCCCUGUGAGCCGCAAACGUCUUGUUCAAGAAGCAACAUCGACUUCGGAAACAGUGACUACUUCCACCUUAGAAGAUGUUCCACCAGAGAAGAGAACCCGUGAUGACACUCUCGAAGAGCCAAUUCUUGAGAUGGUGGUGGAGGUAGCAAAUGGAGUCGUCGAAGAGAGUAGAGAAGUCGAAUUGGACAAGGAUAACGGACACUUGAAUGGGAGCAAUGGGUUGGAGGCUAGUGAGAAACAUAUGGAGGUGCCACAAAGUGUUUGA
Messenger RNA from Caenorhabditis briggsae, 2007 nucleotides. RefSeq names its product Protein CBR-PAP-1 (gene Cbr-pap-1). NCBI's taxonomy places the organism in Eukaryota, Metazoa, Nematoda, Chromadorea, Rhabditida, Rhabditidae. Bases 1 to 2007 code for a protein of 668 amino acids. Gene Ontology annotation, molecular function: poly(A) RNA polymerase activity; RNA binding. The record is from RefSeq and is a predicted model, not a curated record. Gene Ontology annotation, cellular component: nucleus. The transcript is spliced from 3 exons.